Messenger RNA from Triticum turgidum subsp. durum (durum wheat), 660 nucleotides. Lineage: Eukaryota; Viridiplantae; Streptophyta; Magnoliopsida; Poales; Poaceae. The record is from the annotation of a GenBank genome assembly.
AUGGCGAACCACAUAAUUCCACCGAUCAACAACGAUGAUAGCAGGAUAGCAGCUACCGGCACGGCAGUCCCAAUGCCUACCACAAACAAGGUCAUGUCGAGCGUUGCGAACCAUGCCCAGCUCCUGCCAACGGGCACGGUGCUGACGGACCAGACAUUGUCCCCAUCCUUCACCAACCAUGGCAAGUGUGAGACCUUCUCGUCCAACCAGUGGCUUACCACGGCACUGGUUAUUGUCCUGGCCUAUGCUUGCAUCUUCUUCUCCUUCACAGACAGCGUCAUUGGCCACCAUGAUGGAAAGCUCUACUAUGGUGUCGCCACCCCGGACGGCUUCAACGUGUUCAACUUCUCCGACGAAGACGAGAAGCGGGAGUGGGCCGGUCUUGAUGAGUUCCGCAGGCUCUGGCUUCGUUUACUGGACUUCGUGCACACCUUCUUCACGGCUGUGGUUUUCCUCACGGUGGCGUUCAGUGAUGUGGGACUGCAGAACUGCUUCUUCCGGGACGCCGGCAGGAAUACCCGGGAGCUGCUGAAGAACUUGCCGCUUGGAAUGGCUUUUUUGUCUAGCUCUAUGUUCAUCAUCUUCCCCACCAAAAGGAAGGGCAUUGGAUUCAAUGACCCAACUCAACAGAAGGUCGUCCAUUCCUUGAAUAAAGUUUGA